Drosophila biarmipes is the source of this 1382-nucleotide messenger RNA. RefSeq lists its product as uncharacterized. The transcript has a single exon. Bases 122 to 1285 code for a protein of 387 amino acids. The record is from RefSeq and is a predicted model, not a curated record. Lineage: Eukaryota; Metazoa; Arthropoda; Insecta; Diptera; Drosophilidae.
CAAACCCUUUUUUACAUUUUCGAUCAACUGUUCUUUCUCCGCCUUUCAUAAAAAUUAAACCAAAAAAAAAUUCAAAAAUUAAAAUCGAAAUUCCAAAAACUCACCAGAAAGGAUUUACAGGAUGAGCCAUCCUAACGAGUGCGCCCUGGAUCGCCACUUUGCCUUCCAGCUGCGCAACUUGCGAUCGUACUCGAAGGAGCACCCAGUCAGCCAGGAGGACUUCGACAUCAGCCAGCGCUGGAUGAGUCACUUCCAGGAGGCCAAGGGAUCUGAUAAGUUUGCCCGGAACUGCAUGAUGAUGUUGAUGUACGCCCAGUUGCAGGAGAUUGGCCGCUUGAGUAAGCCCUUCACCGAAAUGGAGAACAUGACCCGCUCCAUGGAUGAUCUGCUGAACGAGUACAAUGGGACGGCGGCGCAGGAGCAGCCGCCGGUGGUGGGAGAUGUCCAGGAUGCGGACACAAAUGCCUCAAGCUAUGGUGGUGGGAGUAUUCGCUCUUCUCAGGACGGGGCCGCGGAGGAGCCACUUUCCUCACCCGAAUUCCAGAGCAUCAAACAGGCCAACCAGGAUCUCCUCAAGGAGAUCGACUCGCUGCACAGCCGCACGGUGGAAACGGUGAGGCAGUACAGGAGCAGGCACCAAAUGCUGGAGGACAAGAUGGCCGAGAAGGUCCUUGGGGGCAAGCCGGAGCUCGGUCAGGGGAGCAUCUAUCUGUCCUGCAGGGCGGCCUUGGAACUGCUAAAGGAUUGGCCGGGCGAUACUGUCCGUCUCAACUUCCUGGCCACCUGCCUGGAGCCCUUCCUCCGCACGGAACUCAUUACCAGUGUACAGAUCGCGGAGCUAGAUCUCAAUUUGGAGGACAUUUUGAACAGCAUGGUGAUACAGGCCUGCUCGCGAAGGGACGACAAUGUCCGGAUGCUUUAUGAGCACAUAUUGAGGCACGACAAGGACGGCCUCAAGGAGAAGGAGGGGAAGCUGCGCCGGCUGCACGAAUCCUUGAGGGAGGAGCGUCAGAGGCUCCGGCUACUUUCCGAGGAUCUGAGACGGCGGGAGGACUUCAUUUGGAGGCACCAGGCCAUCGCCACGCUGGCGGUUACAGGACUUCCUCCCGAGGAGCUGGGCAGUCCCAGCAUCUCAAAGUGCGAGCUGUGUCACAGGGGGAAGUCCCUCAGAGCUGGGCCAGUAGAUCCAACAUACAGGAUGGGCAAGUUGGAAAAGGACCAAGCCGCCGGGGAUCUGCAAAAGCUUUCCGAUGCACUCAGCGAUCUGUCCGUGGACAAAUGGUAGUCCUCUAACGAUAGCCCCUGCCUACACACUUUCCUAUAUAUAUUUUCCAUUUUCCUGUUCGAAUCAAUAAAUCGUUGAGUUGUUUUGAAAAGUUUCA